GACGUCAUCGGCGUCGCGAAGACGGGCAGCGGCAAGACGCUGGGCUUCCUCGUGCCCGCGUUCAAGCAGCUCUGCGGCAACAACCCGGGUCCCAUGCCCGGCCAGCCGAACGCGCCGCGCGUGCUCGUGCUGGCGCCGACGCGCGAGCUCGCGACGCAGAUCGCCGAGGAGUGCGUCAAGUUCGGCGGGCCCCUGGGCAUCCGCUCCAUCUGCUGCUACGGCGGCAGCCCCAAGGGCCCGCAGCUGGGGGCCUUGCGGAGCGGCGCGCACGUCGUCAUCGCGACGCCCGGGCGCCUCAACGACUUCCUCGAGGGCGGCAUGGUGUCCAUGCACAACGUCAACUACUUGGUCUUCGACGAGGCGGACCGCAUGCUCGACAUGGGCUUCGAGCCGCAGAUCCGGAAGAUUGUGGCGCGAUGCCCCGGAGACCGGCAGACGCUCUUCUUCACGGCGACGUGCUGUGCGACGUGGCCCAAGGAGGUGCGGCGCCUCGCGUCGGAGUUCCUCGCGGAGCCCGUGAUCAUCUACGUCGGCGACACGACGGGCGCGUUGCGCGUCAACAAGGACGUGUGCCAGAAGAUCUUCGUCACGAGAGGUCCGCAGGAGAAGGACCGCUACCUCGCGGACUGCAUCCGCAAGGAGACGCAGGCCGCGGCCGGCGGCGUCGCGCGCGUCAUCGUCUUCGCCAACGCGAAGCGCAUGUGCGACCAGCUCGAGCGCACGCUCCCGCGGGCCGUGGGGGUAAGGUGCGCGGCGAUCCACGGCGACAAGGACCAGAUGCAGCGCACGCAGACGCUCAACGCCUUCAAGGUCGGCAUCUGCCCCGUGCUGAUCGCGACGGACGUCGCCGCGCGGGGCUUGGACAUCAAGGAGGUCAAGGCCGUCGUCUGCUACGACUUUCCCAACAACGUCGAGGACUACGUGCACCGCAUCGGCCGCACGGGCCGCGCGGGCGCCAAGGGCAACGCCUACACCUUCUUCACGCAGCGCGACGACCGGAAGGCCGCCCAGCUCGUCAAGUUGUUGGACGACGCGCAGGCCGAGGUGCCCGACGAGCUCCGGGCCAUGGCCCAGGGCCGCGGCUUCUGCCCCUCGAACAUGCAGUUCAGCCAGGGCGGCCCGCCCCCGCCGCCGGGGGCCUACGGCGGCGGCGGCGGCUACGGCGGCGGCGGCGCCUACGGCGCG
Aureococcus anophagefferens is the source of this 1185-nucleotide messenger RNA. RefSeq lists its product as hypothetical. Gene Ontology annotation, molecular function: RNA binding; ATP binding; RNA helicase activity. Lineage: Eukaryota; Pelagophyceae; Pelagomonadales; Pelagomonadaceae. The annotation marks the transcript as partial. The transcript has 2 exons. The record is from RefSeq and is a predicted model, not a curated record. Gene Ontology annotation, cellular component: cytoplasm; nucleus; ribonucleoprotein complex.